Messenger RNA from Argiope bruennichi, 1377 nucleotides. RefSeq names its product glucose-6-phosphatase catalytic subunit 1-like. Gene Ontology annotation, biological process: glucose 6-phosphate metabolic process; gluconeogenesis. The transcript has 7 exons. NCBI's taxonomy places the organism in Eukaryota, Metazoa, Arthropoda, Arachnida, Araneae, Araneidae. Gene Ontology annotation, cellular component: membrane. Bases 136 to 1182 code for a protein of 348 amino acids. The record is from RefSeq and is a predicted model, not a curated record. Gene Ontology annotation, molecular function: glucose-6-phosphatase activity.
AUAAGUCAUGAAUAUUUAUGUUUGAACAUUUCCGCGGUAACUGUGCAACAAAGAAACCCAAAAAUAAACUCAGCAUUAUUAGAGUUAAUCUCGGCGCGAAUCUGCUUCAAAAGUUUCGUUUAGAAUUUUUCAAGUAUGGAAGGAAUCUAUCAAAUUGACGUCACAAUUAUAGAGGUGUUUCAGUCUUGGUUCCUAGAAUAUGAAAAAGUAUUCAUUGCUAUUUCAAAUAUUUUUGACCCACGGUAUGCUUUUCUAUUAUAUGCACCAAUCGUGUUUUCGGUGGAUUGGUAUAUAGGAAGGAAAUUGAUGUGGGUGGUUGUUGCGGUUGAAUGGAUAAAUCACUUAUUAAAAUGGUUAUUACAUGGGGAGCGACCUUAUUGGUGGGUACAUGAAGCAGAUGUGUACAACGGAAGAGGAAUUCCCGUUCCAAAUAUAUACCAGUUUUCACUGACUUGUGAAACAGGUCCAGGUAGUCCGUCUGGGCAUUCGCAGAGCUGUGCUGCUGUGUGGUACGUCAUAUUUGAUUCCUUCCUCGAGAAAUAUGGUUCAGUCGUACAAAAAGAUGAUCGAAUCUCAAAGUUAUGUUGGACAGUAUAUUUUGCUCUACUGGCUACGGUCGGGACUUCUAGAAUAUUCAUUGCAGCACAUUUUCCACAUCAGUGUUUGUUUGGAAUGUUUUUAGGUUGGUUGGUUGCCACACGUCUCAAGAAUAUCAACCAGAAGCAUUUCAGCAUCUUUCAGUAUUGUGUAUUUACACUUGGCAUGUUUGCGAGCGCUUUCCUAGUUUUCGAAUUCCUGGAAGUUAUCGGAGCAGAUCCCAUGUGGACCAUAGAGAGAGCAGUGAAAUGGUGCAACAACCCUGACAAUGUUCACCUCGACACAACACCGUUAUACGCAAUGAUGAGAUAUUGCGGUUUCAUGUUUGGGAUGGGAUUUGGAUUCAACAGUUACAGUUUCAACACAUUUUCCAAGGAAAACUUCACUACGCCAAUGAAAAUCUGCUGUGCUUUGCUUUCAGUGGCAGUUUGUUUAUUAUCGGAAACUAUUACUUUCUCUAAGGAGAAUAUGGCGUUUUUCUACUUUCAAGCUUUUGCACUCAAUGCAUUUUUAUCAUAUGUUAUGAUAUCUGUCAUUCCAAAUAUGGUAUUUCAAGUAUCCAAGUUGAAAGAAAAAGAUUCUUAAAAUCGGAGAAGUGGAACUUACAGUUGUAUUGAUUGUAUAGCAAUUAAAAUUUCGCCAUUUAGAAUUCGACUGAUAUUAAGAAUCUGGAAUGCUUUUUUUUAACUUCAUGAAAUCGGAAAAUAAAAUAUUUAACUAAUAACUAACUUUAUUUCAUUUUAAUAAUGAAAUACCCAACAGAGAUGUAAUUUUAAUUUG